AUUUUGAACCCUGGACAUUUAAAUUUUCUCUUGGAUUUUCUCCCUUGGUUGUUUCCUUCGUGGCUCUCUGCCAUUUUGUCCUCUCAUUCAUAGUUGCUCUAGUGAUACGCUGUUUCCCCACACCCCCCCAAGUCCUCCUCGUCUCUUUUGCAAAUCAUACUGGUUCUCUGAGAGGCUUCAUCCUGGCCGGCACUAUUCCAGCCAAGGGGGAAGAGGACUUCCUGACGCUGGCCGCUUCACGGCUCAGCCGCAGGAAACGCGUCAUUGGAGCUGCUGUAGGUGUAGCAAUGGUUCUAAUACUCUUGGUUGCCAUUCCCUUGCUGGUCCACACAACCAAAGGAGGGAAUGCUGGAAAUGCAGGGAGCCAUUAUGAAAUGCUUGGAAGCUGCAGGAUGGUAUGUGAUCCCUACACCACGUCUCAGCCAGGCCAAGAGCUGACAGCUGCGUCUCCACCCCCCCAGGAUUACUCUGGAAAGAAGAUAAAGUCUGGGCUUCGAGGGCCUCCAGGGAUCCCUGGGCCUCCAGGAGAACGUGGACCCCCUGGAGAGCCAGGAAAACCAGGGCCACAGGGUCCCCAAGGUCCAGGCCCUGGUGGCUAUUCUCCCUCACUCUACACUCCCAAAAUUGCCUUUUACGCAGGGCUACGAAAGCAACACGAAGGCAAUGAAAUACUGAAGUUUGAUGAUGUGGUGACAAAUGUUGGUAACUACUAUGAGCCGAGCACCGGCAAAUUCACCUGCCCACUGCCUGGCAUCUAUUUCUUCACCUACCAUGUUCUAAUGAGAGGUGGUGACGGGACGAGCAUGUGGGCAGACCUGAAGAAGAACGGACUGGUAAGAGCAAGCGCCAUUGCUCAGGAUGCUGAUCAGAAUUACGACUAUGCCUCCAACAGUGUGAUCCUGCAUUUGGACGUAGGUGAUGAGGUGUGUGUGCAGCUGGACGGAGGGAAGGUCCACGGAGGAAACACAAAUAAGUACAGCACCUUCUCCGGCUUCCUCAUCUACCCAGACUGAAUUUAAUCCCCGCAGAGUGCGAACAAUAAAAAUAAAUAAAACAAAACACCAACAUAUAUAUAGACACACUGACACUUACACAGACAUAUACAUAUGCAAAUUGAUGCACAAACACAGAAAUGCAGUGCACACACAAAAAUAUGCACAUAGAUGAAUACAAGCAAGCACACACACACUCAUACAUAUCUGCAUAAAGACAUUUUGAAAUUGCAGCGUACAACAAAGGAAUAAAUGAAAAUCAGAGAAAAAUGGAAUAAGGUCAAUCUGUGCCAAUAGUCCUUUAUUGGUGCCCUUUGAAUACAAAUAUGAAUUUCAGAAUAUGUACAAUAUAGGUGCAAAUUCAAAUUCUACAUUGUGGCUCUAAAACAUCUAAAGAAUUGUAAUGUAUUAUAUAUUAAAUGACAUUGUGCAAACUAGAAUAAAUGAAAGAGCUUAAGUCUGGCUGUCGUGCUGCAAUGAUGGUGUUAAGGGUGCCAUUAAUUAACAAAGCUGAGACAAACGUGUCGCAAUCUUUACCUGCACAGUAUUUAUUUACACAUUUCUGCUCCGCUUUCCAACAAUCUGUUUGAAUGGCCUGCAUACAUUUUGCAACUCAUCAUUGUAAAAUACUUUCCUCUAAGCUUCAAAGUGAAUUACACCAAUUGAAAUGAAUUAAAUCCCUGUUGUGAUUCAGCGAGCAUUGGGACGAUACUGAUUAAAGCGAGGCCAUUUGAAUAAACAGAUGUUUGACUCCUCUCUUCUCUUUUGACUAUGGCGCCGAAUGUCACUUGGCAGGACAAAACAAAGCAUCUGAACAUUGCAAGGAAACAUAUCACAAUGCAUUUCAUCGAUGGCACUUUUGUGUACUGAAAUUUUAAUUGCCAAGUGCAUUAUAUUGUGUGUGUUUGAGAGCACGUGCGUGUAUGUGAGUACGUGGGCAUGUUAAUAUGUGUGAGUGGAUAUAUAAAUCAUGUAAGAUACUGGGGAGGUGAAACAUUGACAAGUCCAGUGUUUUAUUUUCAUUAAAUGUUGUGCAUUUCACACCUUACUAGAAUUACACUGCCAUGUCUGAGAUACCUUGUCAAAGAAUCACCAUAUGUAAAAGAGUCAUUUUGGGAUGGGCUAUGAAGUAUAUUGAAACGUUUGAGUUGACAGUUGCUAUUAAAAAUAUCUAUACCUACACUUUCUGUGUUCUUGCAUGUUGUUUUGGCAUGGUGAAGGUCAGUGCUAAAUAUAGGCACCUACACUCAUAAACACGCACACGACCUUUUUAUUUUUAUUUGAAUUGACCAGCUGGACUGACUUGAAUUGAGUAGAUGACAUGACUCCGUGGACCUAUAGUCAAAAUCGAAACGGCAGCCUGCUUCAGUGUGGAUUUCCAAUAUAUGUUAAGACACUAAGACACAAACAAAUAUUUGACAAUAUUGACCUCAGCUUAUAAAAGGCUCCACUACGUGCAGGUAAUGUAUACAUUUAAAUGUAGAAUCAGCUGUGCAAACAAUCCAAACUGGUCUUGACAAUUAUCUAUUAUGCUUUUGACACAAAGCUCACCAUUAACGAAAAUAUACAACUGUUUUCUUUGCAAAUAUUGGCUGAAAUCUGAAUUUACUUCUUGCAGCUCAGUGAUUUUAUGGAUGUCAUACUCGGCUCUUUCGUUCUCUCUUUCCCUUCCUCCCUCCAAAUCUCACUCUCUCACACAGACACUCUGUUCCUCACCUAACCCAAACCUUAACCUUUAAGUGUAAAACUUAAUUAUUCACAUUUUGGACACUAGAUUUUUGUCCCUGUAAGGAAGAUAAUAAUUUUAUUAUGCAAACAAUAUUUGAGUCCAUGCAAAAUAAGCAAUGCCAGUCCCACACACUUAUACCCUUUGGUCUCUUUAUGUGAGACUAUCAUGAAAUAUCAGGACACAUUAUUUAUAAUUAAGGUACAAUGCUAUUGUAAACAUGUUUACCAAGUUCCCUCACUCAUUCACCUCAAAUAUUUGAUAAAUCAAACUCACGGUUAUUUUCAUUACUGUUUAUAUUCUCAACCCAAGAAAAAAAACAUUGAAACCCAUCGAAAUUUCCUAAAGACGCAUCAUUUCAUGUCUUAUUUUUGUCCAGCAGCAAUGCACGCUCAAAUUUGAAAAGCUGGAACUAGUGCAUUUUUGCCUCAGAAAUUACUCGAGUGAUUAGUUUUGGAAUUUUCUGUCUAUUGAUUGAAAGACUGAAAAUCUCAGCCCUGGUGUUUUUUCUUACCUACAAGCACCAAAAUCAUAUUAAAAAGAAUAUGCGAUCUCUUUUUAAUCACAUAAAGAAUUAAAGUAAUUGGGAUUCCAGGGCUUUUUUAAAAGUUAUCUAAGUGGAUCAGUAGCUUUUAAUUUCACCACAAAAAUCUGUGCAAACUACUAACCACCUUUAUGUUUAUUAAUAAUCAAUAAAGUCUGAUAUUACACAUGAAAUGAUCAAGAUUAAAAAAGGUGGGCAAUAUUUCAGAUGAUGCAUAAUUAUUGGUGCAUUGCACAAAAUGUUUUUAAAGUUCACAAGAAGGCCCAAAUGUGCUGUAAAAAUAAAGUUUGCACACAAAUUCCCAAAUCUUGCUUUCUGUGAAUAAUUUCCCCACAUUCAGGACCAGUAGCUUUUUAGAGUAGGCACUGCAUCACUUUUUAAACCAGUAAGAAGGAGACAUCAUCUCCAUGUUGAAGAGAACGCAUCUUGAAUUUUUCUUAGAUCACUGGCUGAAAGUGAAGUAUCUAAUUACAGUAGAGAGCUGAAGACAGUCUAGACGUAAAGGAUUUGGUGAAUCUGUUGCUCCUGAGCAGAAAAAGGAGGAUGUAGCCGCACCGCGCCUGGGCCCAGCCCCCGGCUCUCUCUCCUGGCAGAUUCCAGUUGAAAGUUAAUUGGACGGGGAGAGGUCUGAGACAGGCUGUGCUGAGGCCCAUUAGUGAUUCCCCUGUCGAAUGCAGAGCCACGAGGAUCACAGACUCACAAAUAGGAGGAUUAAAAUAAUCAAUAGCCUUGACUUCCAUCGACCACACACAUACACACACACCGAGUAAUUAGUGGACAACCUAUUCAGCACUGGACUAUGACACCCUCCUGAACCUUACCCCACACACACGAGCUCCACACUCCAAUAGCUGUAGUGCCUAAUGAGGGGAAAUAGUUGUGGCUGCUUGUGAGGAAAGUGAAGAAAAGGUCAGGAAGCCACCAAACAGCCCUCUACUGCUCAUG
Molecule: messenger RNA, 4207 nt
Organism: Haplochromis burtoni (Burton's mouthbrooder)
Lineage: Eukaryota; Metazoa; Chordata; Actinopteri; Cichliformes; Cichlidae
Gene: c1ql4a
Product: complement component 1, q subcomponent-like 4
Exons: 2
Coding region: 288-1013 (241 amino acids)
Molecular function (GO): protein binding
Source: RefSeq, a predicted model, not a curated record